AUGGCAGCGAGGAAAUUGGCUCAAGAGGUCGACAAGUGCUUCAAGAAGGUGGCGGAGGGAGUCACCGAAUUUGAAGCCAUCUACGAGAAGAUCGAGCAAUCGAGUAACCCCGCCCAGAAGGACAAGCUAGAAGAUAACCUCAAGCGCGAGAUCAAGAAGCUCCAGCGACUGAGGGAUCAGAUCAAAACAUGGGCCGCUAGCAACGACAUCAAAGACAAGGCUCCGCUGCUGGAGCAUCGGAAGCUAAUCGAGACGCAAAUGGAGAAGUUCAAGGCCGUGGAGAAAGCCAUGAAGACGAAAGCAUACUCAAAGGAAGGCCUAUCAGCCGCCGCCAAGCUCGAUCCCAAAGAGCAGGCAAAGGUUGAGGCCAGCGAAUUCCUAAGUGGCAUGGUCGACGAGCUGGAGCAGCAAAUCGAGACACUCGAAGCUGAGGGCGAAUCGAUACAAGCAACGAUGAAGAAGGGCAAGAACAACACUGCGAAAACCGACCGUAUCGCCGAAAUCGAACGUGUUAUCGAACGACAUAAGUGGCAUCAGGGAAAGCUGGAGCUUAUUCGGAGAUCCCUCGAGAAUGGUGGCGUUGAGCCCGAACAAGUCACCGACCUAGAAGAGAGUAUUCGAUACUAUGUGUCAGACGGCAUGAAUGAGGACUUCAUGGAGGAUGAGGAAAUGUACGAGGAGCUGGAUCUCGAGGAUGAGGAAGGCACCUUUGGCAUGGGUAUUGAUGGCGAGAAGGGCUCUUCUCAAGAUACUCAAUCCGUGCAGGAGGAUCUAACAACCGACAACGAAUUGCCAAAGACACUGACCAGGAAGACGCAGAAGGAAGUUGACCCUGUACGGCGGACGUCUUCGCAGACAAAGUCACCUUUACCUGCACUCGCGACACUUCACGCCCCUCUACCAACAAUCAGCAAUGGCAGCUCGGGUUCGCCCGCUAUGAAGCCCGCAUCAGUACCGACGAGACCCGCAGGGGAAGGUCUGAAGUAUGCAUCAGCUGCCGCCGCCGCCGCGGCAAGCGACAAGAACAACGUGGGUAUUGCUCCGUUACCUCCGCCGCCCGGUGUCGCCACUUCAAGCAUAUCUCCGAUACCUCAAUCUCGAAGCAGUGCGACCAACUCUCCUGCGAUAUCAGCUUCCCAACCCGCCUCUCAGCAACCAGAGUCCAAACAACCCACGCCAGCUCCAGCUCAUGUCGAGCCAGAACCCGUCCCAGCGCCAGCGCCAUUGCCUGUUCCUACGAAACAGACCAAGCGAUCCAAGGCUGCUGGGAAGCAAGCUGCGGUGCCCGAGACUACAACCCCGACAAAGCCCCAACGGACAAAUGGCACAGCCAAUGGUGUCAAACCUGUCGAUCAAGAGGAGGAGUCCAUCUACCACUUGCCAGCAUCGUUGCAGGAUCUUGUUGAUACAUAUGAGACAUCCAGAAAACGCCCAUAUCAUCCCUCUUCGCCAUCAACUCUGCGCUUGAUGGCGGCCAGUCAAGCCAGCUGCCCUGAUAUUGUAGAUGCCGAUGUGCCAAGAUCAUACCAACCUGAAGUACCGGCACACCCAACAGGGUCAGGUUUCCCUCGAGAGCCGCUUGCCAUCCUCGACGACCCAAGGUUGUACUCCCGCAUCGACCCCGACACGCUUUUCUACGUCUUUUACUACAAGCAGGGCACCGCCCAGCAGUACAUGGCAGCCAAGGCUCUCAAAGAUCAGAGUUGGCGUUUCCAUAAGCAAUAUCAGACUUGGUUUCAAAGACACGAGGAGCCUAAGAACAUCACUGAGGACUUUGAACAAGGAACAUAUCGCUUUUUCGACUAUGAGAGCACAUGGAUGAAUCGUCGAAAAGCCGACUUCAAGUUUGCCUACAAGUUUCUUGAAGAUGAGGUUUAG
Molecule: messenger RNA, 1878 nt
Organism: Fusarium sp. VM40
Lineage: Eukaryota; Fungi; Ascomycota; Sordariomycetes; Hypocreales; Nectriaceae
Source: the annotation of a GenBank genome assembly